Neltuma alba is the source of this 789-nucleotide messenger RNA. RefSeq names its product auxin-responsive protein SAUR32-like. The record is from RefSeq and is a predicted model, not a curated record. The coding region runs from base 175 to 534 and encodes 119 amino acids. Gene Ontology annotation, biological process: response to auxin. The transcript has a single exon. Lineage: Eukaryota; Viridiplantae; Streptophyta; Magnoliopsida; Fabales; Fabaceae.
CGCAACGCCACCAGCCAUGAUGGAGGCAGCAAGAUCUCUGAGAUACUCAUCUCAGACGCCAGUCUCUGUUUCCUGGUGAAGUUUUUCAUUUUUUUCAGGAAACAAAUACUAAAGUUUGAGUCUUUUAUAUAUAUAUAUAUAUAUAUAUAUAUAUAUUAGGGAAUUUGCAGAGAGAUGGGUGGUGGUGAGAUGAGGAGCCUGAGGAGCUUCCAGUUCCGACAUCAUCAUCACGGGAAGAGACAACAACAGGGGAUUCCUAAAGGGUGCCUGGCGAUUAAGGUGGGUCAAGAAGGAGAAGAACAGGAGAGAUUUGUGGUGCCCGUAUUGUACUUCAAUCAUCCAUUGUUCUUGCAGCUCCUGAAGGAAGCCGAAGAGGUAUAUGGCUUCGACCAGAAGGGAACCAUCACCAUCCCUUGCCAUGUGGAAGAGUUUCGGACUGUACGAGGCUUGAUCGAUGGGGAAAAGUCAUUUCAUCGUCACCACCACUAUCAUCAUCAUCAGCCCCACCAUCAUAUUGGGUGUUUCGGGUUCUAAUUCUGGUCAAUACUUAGUAGACUGACAUAAUAACCAAAAGAGAGAGAAGAAGAAAUGCAAUGUUCUGAGUGAGAGAUGAAUGAUCUCUGGGUUGUUAGUUGAAUACUUGAAUUAGUGAUGUAAAUUCCAUGCAGUGUUUUGGGUUCUCUGUGUUUGCAGUGCCUGCUUAUUCUCACCUGCAUAUAUAUGUAAUGAAAAAGAGAUGCUUUGUUAGCAUCUGUUUCAGUGAUCUUUAGCGUUUCUUCAAGUUUUCUU